Helobdella robusta is the source of this 795-nucleotide messenger RNA. RefSeq lists its product as hypothetical. Gene Ontology annotation, molecular function: carbohydrate binding. Gene Ontology annotation, biological process: biological process involved in interspecies interaction between organisms. Bases 1 to 795 code for a protein of 264 amino acids. Lineage: Eukaryota; Metazoa; Annelida; Clitellata; Rhynchobdellida; Glossiphoniidae. The record is from RefSeq and is a predicted model, not a curated record. Gene Ontology annotation, cellular component: external side of plasma membrane. The transcript has 5 exons.
AUGUUUCAAGUUAUAUUAACAUGCGUUAUGGUUGGAGCCAUAGAGUGCCAAACAAGUGGAAGAUUAUACCACAAGGCUUACAGCUAUUUGGCUGUUGGUGGUUUGAAAGUGGGAGUUUGUUUUGACGAGAUGAUGGAAGAUGUAAUGAGAUUGGAAGCGAGUUCAUCGGUGGAGUGCAUUGCUAAGUGUUCGUCUGCCACGAACAACAACUUGAGAGGCAUCAACUACGUGGCAUCUGUGGCAUCUUGCUCCUGUGUUCCGAAACUAACUGACGUCUGGUGCAACGUCACCAACGGUUCCAAACUUCCUGGCUGUGUGGCUUUUUUCACGCACGCAGAUUGUCCUUCCAGUUUUGAUUACGUGGUAGAAGUGAACAAAUGUUACAAAAUGAUCGGCCAAUUGAUGGAAUGGGACGCAGCACGGCUAACCUGCAACAACCUGUCAGCACAUUCCUUGACCGUUGACGAUCAAAAUGAAAUGACUGCUACCAUCAAAUACGCGCUCUUUGGCACCAAAGAUUUGACGAUGUGUUUCUAUGGAUAUAGCGUAGGAUAUGUAUUUUGGACAUCGGGCAAGCAGUUUUUGAAGGAAUCUGCCGACACUCCGUUCUAUUGGUGCCCCUACCCUGGUGUCAACCUAACAAUGAAUUUCAAAUCAUGGAACAGAGGCGAACCGAACGCGUAUCUAGGAAGCACAAAUUGUCUACAGUACAUGAUUGUGUAUACAAACGCAUGGGAUGACAGUUAUUGUUAUUUCGGCAGAUGUGUGUUUUGUGAAAUGGAUUUGGUAUUUUGA